Anneissia japonica is the source of this 2548-nucleotide messenger RNA. RefSeq names its product E3 ubiquitin-protein ligase TRIM71-like. The record is from RefSeq and is a predicted model, not a curated record. Gene Ontology annotation, cellular component: chromatin; nucleoplasm. Gene Ontology annotation, molecular function: ubiquitin-protein transferase activity; protein binding; zinc ion binding. Bases 578 to 2548 code for a protein of 656 amino acids. Lineage: Eukaryota; Metazoa; Echinodermata; Crinoidea; Comatulida; Comatulidae. Gene Ontology annotation, biological process: regulation of apoptotic process; positive regulation of DNA-templated transcription. The transcript is spliced from 5 exons.
GCCUACUCCAUCACAAGACUGAAGUAAAGCUCUGGAAAAACCUACUUCAAUUGUUGGAGACACUUCAUGUUCACACUAAAUAUUGAACAGAGAAUUUUAAGUGGGGUCUUUCUGGAUGUUGAAUUUGGAAAAUGCGAUCUUCGUCAAAAAGAGAAAAAUAUUGUCUUGGAUCAAUAUCAAGUUGGCAAUGAAAUGAAAUGAAAUGUAGUUCCUGACUUUGUCAUAUUAUUAGGAAGGAACAUGCCUAUUAUGAACAUUAAUGAAAUUCAAAGUAACUGCAUGACUAACUUCCUCAAGUCAUGCUUGAUUGCACUCACAAAGCAAACAGCCUACUCCAUCACAAGACUGAAGUAAAGCUCUGGAAAACCUACUUCAAUUGUUGAAGACACUUCAUGUUCACACUAAAUGUUGAACAGAGAAUUUUAAGCCUGGACGCAUUCGAAACUACAUAUACAGCACAUGUUUUGUGCGCUCUAUAACCCUCUGCACCAGCGUUCAACGAACCCGUAAUGGGGGCCUAGGAAGUUCUUACUUUGUUACAUAAGCUGUUAUAUAAAAUAUUAGAUUUCAAUUCAAGAUGGCCGCCAGUAAGUUGGAACAGUUUCUGGAAAAUGUUGAUGAGAAGGUCUUGGAGUGUACCAUCUGCUUUAAGAGACUUAAAAAUCCAAAAUCCCUCAUUUGCCUCCAUAGUUUCUGUUUGGCAUGCCUGGAAGACUGGGUUAAGACUAAGGAAGAGCUGAUUUGUCCAACUUGCUCAAAAUCUUAUCCCGUUCCAAAGGGCGGGCUUCAAAAGCUUCCACCAAAUACCUUUCUAAAUAACUUAUUAGAAACUAUCGAACAAUUUUCAGAGAAAGAUCACAUGAAAUGUAGUGUUUGUCAAAAGGAAGAACCGGUAAAAUACUACUGCCAGGAUUGCAGACAGUACUUGUGCUCUACUUGUAUUGAUCAACAUAAAAAGUUUAAAGCCAUGGCAAAUCACAAGUUACACUUAAUGGAGGAUGUGCAAUCAAUGAGCCCCUCUCAGAUGACUUUGUUACAUCCACCUCUGUGUUCACAUCACAGUAAACCUUUGGAGUUCUACUGCACAGAUUGUAAAACUCCAAUAUGUGUACAUUGUAUACUUAUGGACCACAAUGCAUGGAAUGGAAAACACAAAUCAAUCAACAUUUCAGACGCAUUCCAAACAUUUAAAGAAACUUCAGUCACCUUGCAAAAAUCUGCUCAACACUUUUUUAACAAAUUAGAAGAUGGUCUCAAAGCUGUUAUAAAGAAUGCUACAAAAUUAGACAAAUGUAAAGACACAUGUUUGAGAGAUAUAGACAAUCACGUUGAAGAAAUAUUUAAAAAAGUAAAGGAGAAUAGAGACAAAAUGAAAAAUGAAGUAGAGACAAUCUACAAAAGAAAAAAGAAGGUAAAUGAUGUACAAAUGGAUGAAUUAAAAACAAAAAUAUCUGAUAUAAAUACAAAACUGUCUUUUCUUCAUCAAUUAUUGAAAAGUGAUGAAGGCACAGCAAUGCAGUCAAGUGAAACAGUAAUUACGGCACUGAAGGACAGAAUAAAUGAAUUACCAAAAACAGAGCCAGAUGAUAAUGGAAACAUUUACUUCUUCAUAAACAAACAGCAAAUGGCUUCAUUGAGACAAUGUGAUAUUGGGACUAUAAAAGAAUUUAGGGCAGCAGACUGUUUAACUUUAAAAGGAGAGGAAUCUGUGAUCAAAGAUCAAACAUUUAUUGUCAAAAUAAUCGAAACAGAAGAACAUGAAAUAUAUGCAAGUCAACUGAAGGCAACAUGGAUACAGCCUACAGGGGAAACCAACAUCUCUCAAAUUCAGGAAGAUGACAAUGGAGAUUACUUUGUGACAGGAAAAUGCACAAGUCCAGGAGUUUGUAAACUAGACGUGAGUGCUGGUGAUAAACCAAUUAACCAAUCACCAAUGAUAAUCAAAGUAGAAGAGGGAAGAUUAGUAAAUACUAUUGAAGUAAAUGCAACAUAUAUUACAGAUGUAGUUAAGUGUGAAGAUGACUUCUUACUGGUUUCAUGUGCAACAAAUGAAAUGCUCAAGUACAAGCAAUCAGGAGAAUAUAUUGAAAUCAAUGAUGAUGUCUUCAGACAGCUGUUGACUGUUAUUUCGGAAUGGUAUGACCAGAUGGGAUACAUCAAUAUGCUGAAGGUUUUGUACAGAGAUCUUUUGAAAAACAAUUACGAGUUGAAUAAGGCUACUAAAGUGAUGGACCUAAUGAAUUUGUUGAUUGCUUCUGGGGAUUUACACUCAACCCAUUUAAGUCUUCUAUAUGAUACCAUAAACAUAACAAAGCAGUAUGGAUUGGAAAGAAAAAUUCAAGAUGUACUGCCAGUAUAUCAAAUUGGUAAAGUUGUAGAAAUCUCAGAAUUCACACAUCAUCGACGAAAAGUUAUGAAGCUUGGAAUGGUACCUGUCUCUUAUACACAUCUAGAUGUGUAUAAGAGACAGCCCUUGAAAAACACCCAUUUCCUGAUUGGAGACACUUCACAUAUGCACCUCACUGAAAAACCAACCGAAGAAUUUUAA